AAAUCCUCUUUGGGAGCACAUUGCCCCCCCGAUCUCUCCGCUCCUUCUCUCGAAACCCUAGACUUCGGUGAACCGCCGCCAGAUCUCGCCGGAGCAACGAUGAGAGAAAUCCUGCACAUCCAGGGAGGGCAGUGCGGCAACCAGAUCGGGGCCAAGUUCUGGGAGGUGAUUUGCGACGAGCACGGCAUCGAUCACACCGGAAAGUAUAACGGCGACUCUGAUCUUCAGCUUGAGCGCAUCAAUGUCUAUUACAACGAGGCCAGCGGAGGCCGCUUCGUUCCCCGCGCCGUCCUCAUGGACCUUGAGCCAGGUACCAUGGACUCCGUUCGAUCUGGUCCUUUUGGCCAGAUCUUUAGGCCUGAUAACUUCGUCUUCGGUCAGUCCGGUGCCGGCAACAACUGGGCGAAGGGGCACUACACGGAGGGUGCUGAGCUUAUUGAUUCUGUGCUUGAUGUUGUUCGCAAGGAGGCCGAGAACUGCGACUGCCUGCAAGGUUUCCAAGUAUGCCAUUCUUUGGGAGGAGGCACAGGAUCUGGCAUGGGUACCCUUCUCAUCUCUAAGAUAAGGGAGGAGUACCCUGACCGGAUGAUGCUCACCUUCUCUGUCUUCCCAUCACCCAAGGUGUCUGACACUGUUGUGGAGCCAUACAAUGCUACACUUUCUGUUCAUCAACUUGUUGAGAAUGCUGAUGAGUGUAUGGUCCUCGAUAAUGAAGCUUUAUAUGAUAUCUGCUUCAGAACUCUCAAGCUUGCUACACCAACCUUUGGUGAUCUGAACCAUCUGAUCUCUGCCACCAUGAGUGGCAUCACAUGUUGCCUCCGGUUCCCUGGUCAGCUCAACUCUGAUCUUCGCAAGCUUGCCGUGAACCUGAUCCCAUUCCCACGUCUCCACUUUUUCAUGGUUGGGUUUGCACCUCUCACCUCAAGGGGCUCCCAGCAGUAUCGGGCCCUGACUGUACCUGAGCUCACCCAACAGAUGUGGGACUCCAAGAACAUGAUGUGUGCUGCUGACCCCCGACAUGGCCGCUACCUCACUGCCUCUGCCAUGUUCCGUGGAAAGAUGAGCACCAAGGAAGUUGAUGAGCAGAUGAUCAAUGUUCAGAACAAGAAUUCUUCUUAUUUUGUGGAAUGGAUCCCCAACAAUGUCAAGUCCAGUGUGUGUGACAUACCGCCAAAGGGCAUCAAGAUGGCAUCCACAUUUAUCGGCAACUCAACCUCCAUUCAGGAGAUGUUCCGCAGGGUUAGUGAGCAGUUCACCGCCAUGUUCAGGAGGAAGGCAUUCUUGCACUGGUACACUGGUGAGGGCAUGGAUGAAAUGGAAUUCACUGAGGCUGAGAGCAACAUGAACGAUCUCGUCGCUGAGUACCAGCAGUACCAGGAUGCAACAGCGGAUGAAGAGUACGAAGAAGAGGAGGAAGAGGAGGAAGUCCAAGCUUGAUAUGUGUUGUCUGGUGUUUUUCAUGUAUUUUGGGUGGGGUUGUGAGAGGAGCUUGAUAUCAUCUUGUUAAUCUUGAGAGAUAGACAUCACCAUAUUUGUACUCAUAAUGUUUGUGUAUGGCUUGGCUUGUAUGACAUUCCCUGGAUGUGCUGUUGUUUCUGCUUUUAGAGUCUGACUUAAUGUGCCACCUGUUUUCUUUAUCCAUCGGCUUCCUGUUUUUGAGUUUGUUGCUUCUAAAAGCUUUUGUUUGUUGUCUUUGCUAUCCAUGUAUAGUCUAGUUUUUGAACGAAGUCUAAUUAUA
Dioscorea cayenensis subsp. rotundata (Guinea yam) is the source of this 1738-nucleotide messenger RNA. RefSeq names its product tubulin beta chain. The coding region runs from base 100 to 1437 and encodes 445 amino acids. Gene Ontology annotation, cellular component: microtubule; cytoplasm. Gene Ontology annotation, biological process: mitotic cell cycle; microtubule cytoskeleton organization. The transcript is spliced from 3 exons. The record is from RefSeq and is a predicted model, not a curated record. Gene Ontology annotation, molecular function: GTP binding; structural constituent of cytoskeleton; GTPase activity. NCBI's taxonomy places the organism in Eukaryota, Viridiplantae, Streptophyta, Magnoliopsida, Dioscoreales, Dioscoreaceae.